Messenger RNA from Coregonus clupeaformis (lake whitefish), 2662 nucleotides. RefSeq names its product protein C1orf43 homolog. The record is from RefSeq and is a predicted model, not a curated record. NCBI's taxonomy places the organism in Eukaryota, Metazoa, Chordata, Actinopteri, Salmoniformes, Salmonidae. The coding region runs from base 190 to 963 and encodes 257 amino acids. Gene Ontology annotation, biological process: phagocytosis. The transcript has 7 exons.
CGUGACAAUCCCGGAUGUCAACAAACGAUAUCAACAAUAGGGGAGUGUCAACACUUCGUUGUUACAGAUUUUCCAAUGGAUUAACCGAUAUUUGAUAAUUAAUUAAUGUUAGUCACUCGUGUACCUUCUGAAACUAUGAGUGCGUUCUGUUGAUUCUACGCUAGUUUAGCUUGUGACGAAACUUUUAAAAUGAGGUCCGAUUCUCCUCUCUCCAGCGUCAACGUAGUGCUUGUUAUGGCCUACGGAAGUCUGGUGUUUGUGCUGCUGUUCAUCUUUGUGAAGAGGCAGAUCAUGCGCUUCGCCAUGAAGUCUCGUAGAGGUCCACAUGUACCCCUGGGCCACAACGCUCCAAAGGAGCUGAGACAGGAGAUAGACUCUCGUCUGUCCAAGGUUCAGGAGAUCCGGUUUGAGCCACGCCUGCUGUCUGAACAUGACGACCGACUACAGAAUGGCGGUUGCUAUGACUACCUGUACAGAAUGAGGGCACUAGAUGCCAUAAGAGACUCUGAUAUUCCGUUCAGUGAGUUGGGAGGGACUCCCACAGCUGUGACAGGGAGGAGAUUCCGGGCCUGGCUCCUAGAUCUGAGGAAUUCCCAUUCCCUGUUCCGCAGCAGCCACAGUUCCCUCAUAGACACACUGCUGGAGGGCUACCACAACGCUCGCCACGGCACCGGGGUGUUUGGAGAAGCAGAGUUUGUCAAAUACAAGGAAGCCCUGAACGAACUGGCCUCUGUUUAUUCCUCUCUCCCCAGUGUGAAGAGCCACUCCAGCUCUAUCAGUCUGGACCAGCAUCACCAGUUAGCAGCUAAAGACCUGACCAGUACCCCAGAGCCUCCCCCCUCCUCUCCCCCCUCCCAGGUCACAUACCUGCCGUCAGCUGGGCAACGCACCAAACGACCAAAACACUUCCUGGAACUCAAGAACUUUAAAGACAAAUACAACACCUUGGAGAGCACAUUCUGAGAAAUACAAUCUUCUAUGGCACAACAUGAGAAACUACAACUCCCUACAGCCCCGAGAACUACAACUCCCUAGAAAAAACCUGGAGAACUACAACAACUUCUCUGCUACCACUUUAAAUCUGUUUUGUUGCGAGUACUGGACUCACUUUUCCUUCUCUAUUGCCAAAGUAGAUAGGUAGUGAUAAGUAGAGAUACUGGAGGUGACAGAUCUAUCAUGCAUCGCACAGAAUAUAUAGUGCACUAUAUUUAAGCUUAUUUCAUAUUAAACAUCGUUGUGAACUGUUGCACAGACUUUGCAGGUAGAUAAUCAUGUAGGGUUGCAGGUUGGGCUAUGCAAAAAGAGAAGAGACCAGACAAGCUACAUGCAGUUUCUAUGCAGAAUGCAUUAAUGCAGGGUUUCCCAAACUCGGUUCUGGGGACCCGAAGGGGGGCACGUUUUGGUUUUAGCCCUAGCACUACACAGCUGACUCAAAUAAUCAACUAAUCAUCAAGCUUUGAUUAUUUGAAUCAGCUGUGUAGUGCUAGGGCAAAAACAAAAACGUGCACCCCCUGGGGUAGACUUGUAGACUUGUUUAUAGUGUGUUCAGUGCUAACUACACUAUUGAUGGACUAAUGUUACAGCAGACCAGCGGUCCUCACUAUGGCCCUGGAGAGCUACAGUACAGGGUGUGCAGACUUUUGUUCCCAGCUAGCACUAACACACCUCCAAUCAAGAUGAUUAGUAGAAUCCGGUUAGUCACUGUUGAGCUGGAACAAUACAGCCUGUUAUGCAGGACCAGGAGAGAAGAUCUCUGGACUAUUCCAGUAUUACUGUCCAGUAUUAUUGUCCUGUUGCCAGCAAUUGUUUAGGGCAGAGCCAUGUAUUUACAUAUAUAUAUAUAUGGCUCUGGUUUAGGGCUAGUGUUACAAGGAAAUGAACAUGUUACACAGUCUGACUGUUGUCCAUUUGCUGCAGAGAAAUUAUGACACUUUUUAGAGUGUACGAUGAAUGAUGAUGUUUGUUUUUUAACGAUUUUUUAGUUUUCCAUUUUUAAAGAUAACAUGAAUGCUUUAUAUAAAUUAAGUGCCCUUUUUCCUGAAUUGAUUAUUUUAAUACAGUUAAAUUAUUACAUGUAUGUAUAGAUGAAUACUUAAAACGUAAUAUAUUCUUAAUGAGGUGUGAGUUGGCUAUAUAGGCUGGGUGCCAGUCAGUUUCUGCUUUACCCAAUCCCUACUCUCUCUUACAGCAGAAACAGGCUGGUAUGGUACCCAAGCACAUAUGAAUUGUGAUUGGCGUUAUCUAAAGCACCUACAGAUGUGGGACCAGGCUAGAGAUUUAUGGAUUGAGUAAUAUUGAUGUAUGAUUGUAGCACAAUGUUCCUCCAAUCAAAUGUGAACAGCUUUAGAAGUGUGUUCUAAUGUAAUCAUGUGUUUCUAAUGAGUUGUGGGUUAUGUGUGUAUGAUUGAUGUAUGAUUGGGACCAGAGGAGGCUGGUGAGGAUAGGACGGCUCAUAAUAAUGGAUGGAAUGGAAUGGUAACAAACACAUGGAAAAUCAGGUGUUUGUGUUAAACACCAUUCAAUUUAUUCCGUUCCAGCCAUUGCUACAGCCUUAUAAUAAUGCUGAAUAGGUUGCUUUAUGUUUUAAUGGACUCCCCUGAUCUAUCCUCUGUGCAUUGUAAUACAUGCUGCCAUUCCAUUAAAGUGGUACCACUGGACCAGA